Molecule: messenger RNA, 1347 nt
Organism: Onychomys torridus (southern grasshopper mouse)
Lineage: Eukaryota; Metazoa; Chordata; Mammalia; Rodentia; Cricetidae
Product: cobalamin binding intrinsic factor-like
Exons: 9
Coding region: 100-1347 (415 amino acids)
Biological process (GO): cobalamin transport
Molecular function (GO): cobalamin binding
Source: RefSeq, a predicted model, not a curated record
UUACAAAAUAAGUGAAACAAGACAAGGUAGAGACACACCUCAUUAGCAAAUACUGGUAUUCGUGGAAAGGGAGACGUGGACAGCACAAGAAAGUGUGGCAUGGCUUGGCUUACCCUCUACCUUCUAAAUGUUCUGUGGGCUGUGGCAGGAACCAGCACCCAAAGCUCUUGCUCUGUCACCCCAGAACAGCAGCCCUGGGUUGAUGGCCUACAAGUGCUCAUGGAGAAGUCGGUGAUGAAGUCAGACUUCACAAACCCCAGCAUCCUUAUUGCCAUGAACCUGGCCGGUGCCUACAAUCUGGAGGCCCAGAAGCUCCUGACUGACAGGCUCGUGGCCAGUGACAGUGCAGACCUGACAAGCGGGCAGCUUGCCCUCAACAUUUUGGCUCUCACCUCUUCAUGCCGAGACACUGGAAGAAAAGUAUCCAUUCUGCAAAAGAAUAUGGAGAACUGGGUGCCUCCAAGCCCCGGUGCUGAAGCCUCAGCUUUCUAUGGGCCCAGUCUGGCCAUCCUCACACUGUGCCAGAAGAACUCAGAGGCAACAAUACCCAUCGCAGUGCGCUUUGCUAAGACCCUGAUAAGGGAGUCUUCGCCCUUCAAUGUGGACACAGGAGCAGUAGCAACCUUGGCCCUGACCUGCAUGUACAACAGGAUUCCUGUAGGUUCUCAGGAAAAUUACAGAGACCUGUUUGGUGAGGCACUGAAGGUUCUUGUGGAUAAUAUCAGCUUGAAGAUCAAAGCUGAUGGCAUCAUUGGAGACAUCUACAGCACCGGCCUUGCCAUGCAGGCUCUCUCUGUGACACCUGAGCAACCUAUCAAGAAAUGGGACUGCCAGAAGACUAUGGAUAUGAUACUCAAUGAGAUUAAGCAGGGGAAAUUCCAAAACCCCAUGUCCAUUGCUCAAAUUCUCCCCUCCUUGAAAGGCAAGACUUACCUAGAUGUGCCCCAAGUAAAUUGUGGGCCUGAUAAUGGAGUGCCACCAACUCCAGCUGACUAUCCUACCCCCGUGCCCACCUCACCAUCUAACAUCACCGUCAUAUACACUAUAAACAACCAGCUGAAGGGGGUUGAUCUGCUCUUCAACAAGACCAUGGAAGUUAGUGUGAAAAGAGGAUCUGUAUUACUUGUUGUCCUGGAAGAAGCACAGUGCAAGGACUCCAUGUUCAAAUUUGAAACCAAAAUGACGUCUUGGGGCCUUUUUGUUACUUCUAUCAACAAUAUUGCUGAAAAUGUUAAUCACAAGACAUACUGGGAGUUCCUUAGUGGCAAAACGCCUUUGGAUGAAGGGGUUUCUUACUAUGUUCCCUCCAACUACGAGCACAUCACAGCCAACUUCACCCAGUACUGA